Epinephelus lanceolatus (giant grouper) is the source of this 9622-nucleotide messenger RNA. It is a transcript of the gene cux1b, whose product is annotated as cut-like homeobox 1b. NCBI's taxonomy places the organism in Eukaryota, Metazoa, Chordata, Actinopteri, Perciformes, Serranidae. Gene Ontology annotation, cellular component: Golgi membrane; nucleus. Gene Ontology annotation, biological process: regulation of transcription by RNA polymerase II; intra-Golgi vesicle-mediated transport. Gene Ontology annotation, molecular function: DNA-binding transcription factor activity, RNA polymerase II-specific; RNA polymerase II transcription regulatory region sequence-specific DNA binding. The record is from RefSeq and is a predicted model, not a curated record.
GCCCGGUCCUCUCCACUGAACUCCAACCCCCGCGCUCUCUAUCAGCAUCUCAUUCCUGUCUCAAUAUGUCUCAAGAUGGCGGCCAAUGCAGGAUCGAUGUUUCAAUAUUGGAAGCGCUUUGACUUACAACAACUACAGAAAGAACUAGACGCCACCGCCACACAGCUUGCCAACAGACAGGACGAGAGUGAACAGUCCAGGAAGAAACUAAUCGACCUGAGCCGCGAGUUCAAGAAGAACACACCAGAGGAUUUCCGGAAACAGGUCGCCCCAUUGCUUAAGAGCUUCCAAGGAGAGAUCGAUGCCUUGAGUAAGAGAAGUAAAGAAGCAGAGGCCGCCUUCUUGAACGUGUACAAGAAAAUAAUCGAUGUCCCAGAUCCUGUACCUGUGCUGGAGCUGGCUCAGCAGCUGCAGCUGAAGCUCCAGAGGAUGCACGACAUUGAGACAGAGAACACCAAACUUCGAGAGACACUGGAGGACUACAACAAAGAGUUUGCAGAGGUCAAAAACCAAGAGGUGACCAUCAAGGCCUUGAAGGAGAAGAUCCGCGAGUACGAGCAGUCUCUGAAGAAUCAAGCUGAGAACCUGGCCCAAGAGAAGCAGCUCCAGCUACACAACGACUAUGCAGAGAAGGAAAGGAAACUCCAGGAGAGCCAGGACUCCAUGUCCUCAAGGUUGGAAGAGGCCGAACACAAGGCCCAGUCCCUACAGACAGCACUUGAAGCAACUCAGGCCGAGCUCUUUGAUUUGAAGACCAAGUAUGACGAGGAAUCCACAGCAAAGGCCGAUGAGAUUGAGAUGGUGAUGACAGACCUGGAAAGAGCCAAUCAGCGAGCAGAAGCAGCUCAGAGAGAGACCGAGUCGCUCCGGGAGCAGCUGGCCUCGAGUAACCAAUCCCAGCAGCUUGGCAGCCCGGCCAAGGCCGACCCCGACACGGAACAGCAGACGGAGGUGGCAUCCCACUCAAGUCUGGAGGCGGAGCUCAGGGCCAAAGAAAGGGAGACCGCCCAGCUGGUGGAGGACGUCCAGAGACUGCAGGCCAGCCUGACCAAACUCCGAGAGACCACCAGCUCCCAGAUCACACAACUGGAGCAGCAGCUCAGCAGCAAGACUGCCACUCUCAAGGAACUGGAGGAGAAACUGCAGAAGCAAGCUGACUAUGAGGAGGUGAAGAAGGAGUUGAGUAUCCUCAAAUCUAUGGAGUUUGGAACAUCUGACUCUGUGCAGGACUCAUCCAAACCUCUGGAGGUGCUGCUGCUGGAGAGGAACCGUAGUCUUCAAUCUGAGAGCGCCGCUCUGCGCAUUGCCAACACUGAGCUCAGCGGGUCAGCCGGGCGAAAAGGGACAGAAGAGCCCACACCGAAGGAGGAGACCAUACCCAGCGACCCCUCUUCCUCGCCCCCUCCUCCCCCUCCCUCUGUUCCUUCCUUCUCCCAGCUCCCCCUGUCUCGCACUCAUACGGACCCCCUCAACACUGCCACCACCACCACCAGCAGUGGCGAAACGCACCCUUUCACUCCUACGGGCAUUGGACAGGACUUCUACUCCCCCGUGUUCCCUCUGGUGGGUGGUAAGAUGGCUUUGAACUCCCUGAUCCAGCGGCAGCUGCUCCAGACCUUCUACUCCAAAGCCUUGCAGGAGUCGUCUGGAAUCCCCAGUGGGGCUCUGCUGUUCACCCCCUUCACUCCAACCCUCAGCUCCAUCCCUACCUCCACCCCUGGCUCCGGGUCAGCUGCCAUCCCUCUGGCAGCUAGCAGCCCGCAGCCGCCUCCAGCCAGCCCAGACAUGGCUCCUGUUAACGGGAGCAGCACCGCUGGCAGCGCCCCAUCCCCGUCACCCAGCCACUCUGACGCCACCACGGGAAGUAUAUUGGACGGGGAGGACAUGGACACGGCAGAGAUUGCCCGACAGGUGAAAGAGCAGCUGAUAAAGCACAACAUUGGCCAGCGGGUGUUUGGCCACUACGUGUUGGGACUGUCCCAGGGUUCGGUCAGCGAGAUCCUGGCCAGACCAAAGCCGUGGAACAAGCUAACCAUCAGGGGGAAGGAGCCCUUCCACAAGAUGAGGCAGUUCCUCGCUGAUGAGCAGAACAUCCUCGCACUGCGCAGUAUCCAGGGACGGCAGAGAGAGGGCUCAGGCCAGCCCCAGCUUAGCCGAGUGUUUCAGGAUGUUCCGAAGCGGAGAGCCCUCUCCAAUACAGCUUCACACACAGGUAACAUUACUGCCCGCGUCCGCACCCCAGAGGCUGGUUCAGAUGAGGCUAUCAAGUCCAUUCUGGAGCAGGCCAAAAGAGAGCUGCAGGUGCAGAAAGCUGACUUGUCCCAUGCUCAACCCUCAUAUGCAGGACUGAAAGGAGGGGGUGGAGGCGGGGUGGGAGGCGGCGGGGGCAGCGGAUCAGAUGAGGCUAUCCGCUCCAUCCUAGAGCAAGCUCGCAGAGAGAUGGAGGCCCAACAGUCUGCACUGGAGCCCAUCCUCAAAGCCUCAUCUUCGUCUUCCUCCUCAGCAUCACUAUCUCAGAGGGACCUUCUGAGCUCCUCGCUUACCGCUCCCCUCCCCCCUUACAACCCCCUGGCACUCUCCCUCAAAAAGCCUCACAGCUCCCACCUGUCCUCCCCCUCAUCCCCGUCUCCCAUCCUGGACUUCAGCUCCAACAUAAAGAGAGAGGGCAGGGCUUCUUCAGGGAUCGACAUGUCUCUUGACGGAGCUCUCAGGCUGGGUCGGAGCUCUGAGGGGUCGGCCCGCUCUGGAAGCUCUGGAGUGGGUUACUGGAGAGAGCAGUGGUGGAGCAACAUGCAUACAGACCCUCGCAGGGCCGUUCUAAGCCAGACAGGAGAGGAGAACCACAACCAGGAGGACUCCAAAGAGGGAAUAUUGAGUGACAGUCUGUCUCGACACAAACCGUGGAACAAGUUGAACCAGAGGAGCAGAGAGCCAUACCUCCGCAUGCAGCCGUGGCUCAAUGGAGACCAGGGGCAAAACACACACAUCCAGCAAGCUCAGAUCCAAGAGGGUACUCCCAAGACAUCAGCAAGCUGCAGCCCUGCUCCAGAGUCCCCGCUCAGUUCAGCUGAGGAGUCUGUCAACGGCCUCACAGGGGAUCCACUCGCUUCACAGUCCUCCAGUCUCAAACCUGCGUCUGAGGAUCCGUCAGGCGGGGAGUCUCAGCCCGGCACCCCACUGCCUGUUCCUGGUCAUUCGGGUCUCAGCAUCCAGGAAAUGGUCGCAAUGUCUCCAGAGCUCGAUACUUACGCCAUCACCAAGAAGGUUAAGGAGGUGCUGACUGAUAAUAACCUUGGCCAGCGUCUGUUUGGGGAGACUAUCCUGGGUCUGACUCAGGGUUCUGUCUCAGACCUGCUGGCCAGGCCCAAACCCUGGCACAAGCUCAGUCUCAAGGGCAGAGAGCCCUUCGUCCGCAUGCAGCUCUGGCUCCAGGACCCACACAGUGUGGAGAAACUCAUGGACAUGAAACGCCUGGAGAAGAAAGCUUACAUGAAGAGGCGGCUGAGCUCCUUGAGUGAUGGCCAUUCUGUGGACGUGGGUUUAGUGGGGCCAGAUUACAUCCAGGGCUCCCAGAGCCCGGGACAGCAGCACCUGAAGAAGCCCAGGGUGGUGCUGGGCCCCGAGGAGAAAGAGGCCCUGAAAAGGGCCUACCAGCAGAAGCCCUAUCCCUCCCCCAAAACCAUUGAGGAGCUGGCCUCCCAGCUCAACCUGAAGACCAGUACUGUCAUCAACUGGUUCCAUAAUUACAGGUCACGUAUCCGGCGAGAGCUCUUCAUAGAGGAGAUCCAGGCAGCUGGAGGGAUGGGGCCUGGCAGUGAGGGGGGCUCCCCUUCCCUCCGCGGGUCCAAAUCAGGAGAGGGGGACAGCUGUGACGGGACAGAAUCUGAGGGCACAGUGGAGACACGCCAGGGACUGGGCCUUGGCUUGGAGGAUCACAGAGGAGCAUGCAAAGACGACAUGGAGGUUGAGUCUGAGGCAGGGGGCUCUAAUAACUCCCCUGACCAGCUAGACUGCACCACCUCAGGCUUAGCCGGGCCAGGCUCCAGCUGUGGACAGGGUGGACUGGGGCUCUUCAGCCUCACAGAGGCAUCCUCCAGUGGCUCUGCCUCUAGUACUAACAUCCCAGCCUCUGGCCCUGCCAGAAACCCCAGGGACAACAAUCUGCGCAAGAAGAAAGCAGCCAAUCUCAAUAACAUCAUCCACAGGCUGGAGAAGGCUGCCAGCAAAGAGGAUCCCUCAGAGUGGGAGUUCUAGCUCCCCCUGACCAUCCUUCAUCCCUCUUGUCUCAUAACCUCACGACCUCUAACCUUGGACCCCUCCUGCUCUGUUCCAGUUGGAGAGUGGACACAGCCAAAGUCAAGCUCAGCAGCCAUUUUUAUUACAUAGAAGCUUUCCGAAAAGAGGAAAGAAACAAAGAGUGGUUGGCAAAACCCUUAAAAAGAAGAUUUACUAAAUACCUAGAAGAACAAAAUAAGAGAACUUGCGUGUCUCUCCGUUUUUUUUAAACUGAGUUUUGUUUUUGUACUGAGAAAAGCACUUAGCCGUCCUGCUGGCCUCCGGCCCUGCUGUACCUCCCCCUAUCACCAGCCACUGGUGCACCAGACUGGUUAGUCCUGAGCUGGGGUCUGACCCACAGCUGGGGUUGAAACCUGGACUCAGUAACACAGGCAAGGCCUGACACAGCAGCUGUCACAGUGAUAGACACUGAUAGAUGAUAGAUAGAGACAGGAACUCUCUUACAAGAACUCUCACUUUCUUAAAGGAGAUUUUUUCCGCUCUUCUUCUCACCUCCCAAGUGUCCACAAACCUCCCCUCACUCAGUGAGACGCCUCAUUUUUCACACUGUAGAGUGACUGUUACAAACCCUUUGCCUUUUUCACUCACUGCGUGUGUGUGUGCGUGUUUGUAUGUUAGGGGUUGUGUCAGUGUGCACCUGUUUGUGUGUGUAUACACGCCCAAAAAUGGUGUGUACGUGUGUGUGUUCUCUUCUCAAUGGCAGCAUGUUUUCUUUUUUAUCUCACUCCUACACUCUUAAGAGGGUAGUGGAAGGCCUGCCGGCUGAGCUGCCAUGGUUACUGAUGUUAAGAGAGAUGAACUUUGACCUGUUGUGUCCCAUAUCCUAUCCUGCUGACAGCCAUGUGAUGGCCAGAAGGAUCUCUAAUUCCUCACAAACACGCACUCAUCUGAAGAGGAAGGAUGGAAGGAACCCUCUUUUUGCCUCCUUAAACCCUUCUUUUAAGGAUGAAGGAUGAUCUCUUUUUUUGAUAUUGCAAUUUGGUUGCCAAUAAGAGAUUGCACAGUCUAUUGACUCUAAAGAGUACAAAAUAGGGAAUUUUAGGAAGCAUUUUUGAUUAGUACAAAGUUAAAACAGAAAAUAAGAGAAUAACAAGUUACUGUUUUUUUAAAAAAAAAUCUGAAUUAGAGUGGAAUAAUGUUGCGUUGUUGAAAUACGAUACAAUGAAUUCACGUAGUACUGUAGCUGUCUGACAUGGUGAUACUAUACGUGUCUCUUGUUGUUUUAGGUUGUGCACGUCACAGCUUUUGCACCCAGCACUGGACCUGCUGGGUGUGUGUGUGUGUCUGCACCACCAACAAAUUUUCUCUGUUCACAAACACACAUCUUUUUAUAGGCCAAAUCAGGAAGAGUGUGUGUGUAUGUUUGUCUGUGUGUGUGUGCGUGUGUCUUGUGUGCAUUUGUAUUUGCCUGCAUGUAAGUCAGGGUCGAGGUCAAUUCACUCAGAGUCAAAUUUAAGAAGUUGAUUAUCAAUAAUGAAAAUCUUGACUGAAAAAAAAGGGUUUUAGCAAAUAAAUCGCAACGUAGAGUACUGGAUAAAUUUGUACUUUGUGUUGCGGUCAAAGUGAAUUCACCCCAACCCUGGUAUGAGUAGUUACCACUCUCCUCCAGUCUAUCCUGUAUCCAGGGAUGUUUUGCAUUGAAUUCUACUGUAUACACUACAAAUUAUAAGGCAUAUCACCUCCUCCCUGUCCCACACAAGCCCUCAGUGCCUGUCAGCCUACUGCCUCCCCUUUGUGUGUGUGUAUGUGUGUGUGGAUGUGUGCGUGCGUGCGUGGGUGCAUGUACACACAUGCCUGUCAAUACAUGCGUGUGCACAAGUGUGUGCGAUUGAGGAGUGUUCAGUGUUUCCAAUGAGUGGGGUCAUAUUUCGUAUCUACUUGCACACACUACUAGUGCACAACUGACACCCUUCUUUAAGCUGUUUGAUGCGUUACCAUUACAUUAAUCUUCUCACAAAGUAGUGUAAUACUAUGAUUUACUGUAGCUUGGUUUUAUUGCUAUUUUGCAUUUAUAGUUUGGUUUUUAUUCUGCUUAUUUAUAGGUGCUGUAUUUUUCAUUUAAUGUCUUAUCAUUUGAGUUGUCUAUUUUUUAAGGGAUUAUACUGUUCCUGAGGGCAAGUAACAUUUUUAUUAGACGUAUAGACUGCCGGCAGUAUUGGUUAAUAUUUACAAAGAUGUACUAGUUCUCAUUUGUUUGUAUAUUCAUGAAUCCUAAAGUUUAGUGUCAUUUCAAUAGCUUUGAAAUAAUGUGUUUGCUACAGUUCAUGCUCCCGUAAGCAUUAAGCUUUCACCACAACAGUUAUGCUCUUAAAUUGCUAGCUAGAGAAUCAAAGGACAUAUCAAGAUCAGUGAAUAUAUGAUAGCAUAUCUCUUUUCCUGUUUUCUAUCCUCCGAUUUUGUUUUUAUUUUCGACUGUUUCUUGGGCAAGCCCAACACUAACGCUCGGCAGGGCAUGCAGCUUUCUUUAGAUAGAGGUCGCCCACUCGUUAAUCACGUUAACAUAACUUACAGGUCCAAAUGUAUACUCUUUGUCAAAUAGGUCAAAUGAAAUUACCUAAACUUGAGAACACAAGUUAACUUGAAAGAGGUCAUAUCUGCCAAAUUGAGAUUAGAGAAGUGUACCAGCGAGCAGGGGUGCUACGCCAGAUUGAUCGCCAGCCUAUGAUUAUGCAGAAUUUCUAUUGCAGUCCGUAACAAAGCACUUAUUAGGAUCUUUUUUUGAAGACUUAACUUGGGACAGGGUCUGUAAACACUACAGCAGAGUACGAUCCCGGGAUCCUGGGAAAUGUAUGCCUUUUUAAAAAAAAAAAAAAAAAGUGGGUGUGAACCAAGCACAGACUCUUCUCCGCAUCCUAACACUAAAAUUUAAACAUACGAUAGCUAUACCCAUGUUUUCUACAUGAUAAACUGUAUUCUUCUGAUACAGUAGCCCCUUGUUUUAAACUACAGAUAACUGUGUGACAGAAAGGGCCGUUGUCCUGUACAGUUGUAGAUACUAUGAGUAAACACCUGUUUUGGUUUCUAUCCAAAAUAUCCUCAGUCCAUCCUCGAGCCUCCCCCUUUCCCUAAAUGUACAUCCAGAUAUAUUGGCAGCCUGUCAAAAGAUACUGAUAACCUCAUUGCACUGCAUUACGAUGCAUUAGUUAAAAUUGGAUUUUCUAGUGUAUCUAAUAAUUGUAAAAUUCCUCAAACAUUGGCGCUUCCUGUGGACGACUGAUGUGAAACAUCCGUCUUCUGCAGAAUACUGAAGGCGUACUGCCUUCUGUCGGACUGCUUGGACUGGACAACCACAGUAAUGGUGAUGAAUAGCUACUGUAAAGUAUUUAAGCACUUAACCCAUUUGCCAUUUUAUAGCCAGAUCCAUCAACUCACCGAAACCCACGUGAGAUCAUCAGAUUUGUGCCUUUAACUGCCAAGCAGGGCACCAAACUAGUGAUGUCAUUAGAUGUAGAGGAUUUCGCCUGAUUUGUUCAGAAUAUAUCCUGCAUCUCGACCCAGAUUAAUUUCUCAUACACUUCAUAUUGGUACUUAAAAGUUUCCUCAGCUCUCCGGAGAGGGUUGUAUAUAAUUCCUGGAGUGCAGUGAAAAGGAGUAAAAGGAGAAAAAAAACCGAGCUUGUGUAUUCUCAUGACUGACCCGCAGACACGCGGUCUUAUUUCAGACGGUUGUUUUCCCACAAUGCAUUUCUUACGUUGUACAUAACCUUACCUAGCAGCGAAAAGGCCAGAGCAUUGAAUGAAGGAGGAAGCAUGCAGAAACAGCGUACACUGUAAUAACACUGAAUUUAUUCAUAGGGCAUUUUGUAUUUUUCUGUUUGUGUCAGGUUUGCUGUGACAUUAAUAAUGGCACUACAGGUAUUGAUAAUGACGUGUGCCAAUUCUAAUGGUUAUUUGGAAAAGAGACGUGUAAAUACGGUCGAUCAAGUAGCUAUUGAUUCACUAUUGUCACAGUAUGCUUUUGUUUGAAGGCAGGAGGCGAGAAGGGACGAUUCAGGACUUUUCCAUGAUCCACAGAUAUUUUUCUACAAAUUUAAAUCAGAUGAUUCUAUACACUGUUGAAUAACAUUGUAAAGGUGUAACAGAUGCUGUAUAUCAUAUCAUGUUUUCUGAAGUCGUAAAGCUUUACUGUAUGAUCUGUUGAAGUAGUGGUUAUUCAUUUGACAUAUUAGUUGUAAUGGAAGCCCGAACAGCAGCACUGGUCACCAUAUUCAGGAAAAAAAAGAAAGAAAGAAAGAAAGAAAGAAAGAAAAACCUCAGAUGUUUUUUGUAAUACUUUUAGAAUAUAUCUUAUGAAGUGGGUUUUGUAAGGAAACACUUUCCGAAUCAGUGGUGCUGUAUGCAUAGCACACUCAGUAAUACAUACACACAUAAUACAGCACAAUACACUCAUCCUUUAAACCCCCCUCCACUUUUCUUGCGUGCUAUUUUUGUUUUUGUUUUAUUUUUUUUUGUUUUUUCGCUGACCUCUCACAUUGGCUUCAGCUAAUUUUUAAGUCUUAAAACCAUUUCUUCUUAUCUCUUCAGUUAUUUCACGCUUAACUGUACAAUUUCUAGCGCCCAGAGAUCAACUCUGGAGCGAUGAACAUUUCAGCGAACGCUCGCAAGACUUAAAAAAAAGAAGAAAAAAAGAAGAGGAAGCAAAAAGCCAAAUAGUGAAGUAGUUAUCCACCUCUGUUGAAAGGUUGCUGACAGUUUUCUGAAUGUUGCUACCUUGUGUCGUCGCUUCAGUUUCACCCAUAGCUUAUACACCACAGUGUAGUCUGACAACCAAAUGACCUGGGGAGAUCUUCACCCCCCCUCCUUUUGGAAAGCUUUAAGAUGCUUGUUGAGGCUUUAGCGAGUUCAGAGUGUUUUUUUGUUUUUUUUGUUUUUUUAGAUGAUUAUUUUUUUUCCAACCUUGUCAUCAACAACGUGGAAGUAAUAAUUCUCAUAACUUCUCCCACUGCUUAUUUUGUGAGUGUGUGUGCGCGUACAUGUGUGUUGUAGUACAAAAGGCUGCAUGACUGUAAAGGGAUGGUUAAGAUGUUUUUUGAAAGUUGUUUCCCUCGCACUUCUGUCACUCCUGAGAUGCUUUUUUCUCCUUUCGGGGUCUCCCUCCCUUUCGUUUUUCCUCAUGUAUCAUUGUUUCUUUAUCUUUCUAUUUACUAAACGUAUCAUGUUGUUUGUUCUCAGCACUGUAAAACAGUCCCUUCUACAACAUUGAAAAGCAAUAUCACUGUAUGAAACGUUCACAAUGUAUUUGUUAUGAUUGACAUUUGAUUCAUCAUCAUUAUUAUUCACAUGCACCCUAGGUGUGAUAAUUGAAGUAAAUCUCUUUUAUACAAAUA